AUGGCGACAAUUGAGCCGCGCUUGAUGCACUUGCUGAACGAUUCGAACUCUCCCGAGACCUCGAAUUAUCCCCCGCCCGACCUCCCUCCGAUACAGAGCUUCAGCAGCUUUGCCAAGUCGUCGAAUUUCUCGUUACCGCCUCUGGAACCAGAUGCGAGUCAACAUGGGAGGAGCGACAAGUCCACGUCCAGAGCACCUCAGCACAUCCCUCCGCUGGCCUCAAUCACAGAGGAGUACAAUGGCCGAUACCCUGAAAGUGGUGGGCUCCGGCACACCGGCGGGGGCAUAUCUCUGCGCAUGCUCUACGACAACCCGGAUGUCAACGACUCGCAGCUGUCUCUAAGUCACAUCCUCGACGAAGUGCCGGAGCCGCCGCUCUCAACGGACGAUGCGUCCACAAAGAAGCGCCAGAGGGCAGUGACUAUCAAAGAUGAUAUUAUGCACCUGCCCCAGCCAUUGAAGAAGCAGAAGUCUGCCCAGAACAUCGUCCCACCCAUCAUCAAUGGCUUGUACGAACCCCCGCCUAACGCGGCCGUGUUCCCUCCGAUCGCGCUCGAGGACAAUGAAAACGCCUCGAAUAUACACCCAAUAAAAGAAUUCACCACCAAUGUGAUGCCUAAUGUUGAGCAGGAUGCAAGUGAAAGGGCUGCACCACCAGCGCAGCAGGAUCAGACUGCGACACCGGAGGCGGACAAGGCAUCGGCCAAGGUGAAGAGGAAGGCCGCAAAGCCGCGGAGGAAGUGGUCAGAGGAAGAAACCAGGGACCUGCUGCUUGGUGUCAACAAAUACGGAGUGGGAAAAUGGACGAGCAUCCUGGAUGAUCCUGUGUACAACUUCAAUGGACGAACAGCCGGCGACCUGAAAGAUCGGUUCCGCACGUGCUGCCCCGACGAGCUGCGCGUCUCGCACAGCAAGAGCAAAGAGAGCCUCAACCAGGAGGCCUGCGCUAGUGCUCCGCCCGCUGAGCCCAAGCUGAAAAGCAAGACGAAGACGGCGCUGCUGCUGGAGGACAUACUCGCGGAUCCAGAGGAGCCGCAAGCGUCUUCCUGGGAGAAGGAAAAUGACCAAUGUGCACCGUCAAGUCAAGCACAGUCAGCCCAACAAGACUCGGACUCCACUACGAAGCCGAAGAAGAGCCGAGCACAUCGCAAAAAACUCGAGGACCUACAGAAGAUGGGCAUUCACGGCCCUUUCAAGAAGUCACACCGUCGCGAGAGACGGCCAUUUACGCAGCAAGAUGACGAUCAGAUCCUCGAGGGCCUUCAGAUGUAUGGGCCAGCCUGGACAAAGAUCCAGCGCGAUCCGAGAUUUGACCUGUCCAGCCGACAGCCCACCGAUCUCAGAGAUCGGGUGCGCAAUAAGUACCCUGACACGUAUAAGCAGAUCGAGGAGCGGCAGAUCCAAGCGAAAGAGACUGCACCAGGGCCCUCGAGGGCGAGGAGUAAUGUGAUGGAGCCGUCUGUGAAUACGAUGGUCAAUGAGAACUCACUGAUGACCCUGGAGCCACAUUUGAACAGAUCUGGGUCUAGGGAGGAUAUGAUGGUUCACAAGUGGUCUGGGACGGCCACGCUGCCUUCACACAGCUCGGCAGUGAAUAACAACCCCAAUGAGUUGCCUGGGCUGGACUCAUACGCGAGGGAUCCAACCUUGGACGGAGAUGGGACUGAUGCAGGGGAACAGGCGGGCUCGUCAGCCUUCAUUGGCAACUUGGAAGCUAUGGAUAUAUCGAGAUUAUUACUCGAUUGA
Molecule: messenger RNA, 1746 nt
Organism: Diaporthe amygdali
Lineage: Eukaryota; Fungi; Ascomycota; Sordariomycetes; Diaporthales; Diaporthaceae
Product: myb dna-binding domain-containing protein
Exons: 1
Coding region: 1-1746 (581 amino acids)
Source: RefSeq, a predicted model, not a curated record